Planococcus citri (citrus mealybug) is the source of this 2516-nucleotide messenger RNA. Its product is annotated as calpain-7-like. Gene Ontology annotation, biological process: proteolysis. NCBI's taxonomy places the organism in Eukaryota, Metazoa, Arthropoda, Insecta, Hemiptera, Pseudococcidae. The record is from RefSeq and is a predicted model, not a curated record. The coding region runs from base 1 to 2442 and encodes 813 amino acids. Gene Ontology annotation, molecular function: calcium-dependent cysteine-type endopeptidase activity. The transcript has 13 exons.
AUGGAUUACGCCGAAGAUGCUAUUAAAGCAUCUACUAGAGCUGUGGAGUGUGACACGAAAGGUGAAUACAGGCUAGCUGUUUACUAUUAUAAGCAAGCCAUGAAGCUUUUGGAAUUGGCUUACAAAGAAGAACCGGAUCAUCCUGAUGCAGUAACUUGGUGUAAAAAAACUCACGAAUAUGCAGACCGUUCACAUUUUCUACAGUAUCAAAUUGAUUCUGAGAUCAUCAAACGUAGUAAAAGUGUAGAAGAGUCCAAGAAUUUGAUUCAAUUGAAGCAGUGUCAUUUUUUAUUGAAACAAGCGUUGGAUGCUGAUGAAUCUGGGCUGAAAGAAUCGGCGCUUGAAUUGUACACUAGAGCUGUUGAUUUGGCCAUCAGUACGAAAAAGGAAAUCGAUGAUCAAGAAAUGGUAACUAAGUUGAAGAAAAUUGCUUGCCAAGCUUUAGAAAGAGCAGAACAGUUGAAAGAAGAAGUUAAGAAAGUUACAGUCGUCCCUCAAAAUAGGGAACCUUCUACCCCCAAAUCAGAAAAAGUCAGCCACUCCGUUUUACAUCGAGGAAACAGUGUUCAACUCAAAGUAUCUGGUAAUGAUACUUACUCCGAAGAAGAGAAAAGAGUUUUGCUGGCAACUUCAAGAAUCAACAGACACGAAUUUGUUCCUUUCAUGACUAUAGAUUUGGACGAGAGAUUUCAAUAUGCGAUUCCUUUCACUGAUAAAGAUGGUUUAUUAAUUUUAUCUCCAAAUCAGAAGCAGCAUUUCCAACGGUGGGCUCGACCUCAUGAGUUUUGCGCCGAUCCAAAAAUGGUUGUGAAUAAACAUGUUAAUUAUCUAACUAUCAAACAAACUAUUGUUUCAGAUUGCUCAUUUGUAGCAUCUCUUGCUGUGGCUGCUCAAUACGAACAAAAAUUUGAUCGCAGAAUCGUAACAAGUAUUAUUUUCCCUAAAAAAAGAACCUCCGAACCAGUAUAUAAUCCUUUUGGUAAAUAUAUGGUGAAAUUUCAUUUGAAUGGGAUUUCUCGUAAAGUGAUAAUCGAUGAUCAGUUACCAUUGGGGAAACAUAAUGAACUGCUUUGUUCUUAUUCGACGAAUGAUAACGAAAUUUGGAUAUCUUUAUUGGAGAAAGCUUACAUGAAAGUUAUGGGAGGAUACAAUUUUCCAGGUUCCAAUAGUAAUAUAGAUCUGCAUGCGUUGACUGGGUGGAUUCCUGAACGAUGUGCGAUUAGAACACAAGACCCUGAUUUUAAUUCCGAAGCGCUAUUCAACAUUUUACUUACGAGGUUGCACAAAGGCGAUGUCUUGGUAACCGUUGCAACAGGUGAAUUGUCACCAGCAGAUGAAAAUCGUACCGGACUUGUUCCUACGCACGCAUACGCAGUUCUAGAUGUUCGGAAAGUCAAGAAUUAUCGGCUGCUCAAACUGAAAAAUCCUUGGUCCCAUAUUCGCUGGCGCGGUAAUUUUUCCGAAUUGGAUUUAUCGCAUUGGACCGAUGAUCUCAAACAAGCUUUAGAUUUUGAUCCAUAUAGCGCUUCAACUUUUGACAAUGGGAUUUUCUGGAUAGAUUACGAUUCCGUGCUGCGAUUUUUUGACGUAUUUUAUAUGAAUUGGAAUCCCGAAUUGUUCAGCCAUACAUUUUGUAUUCACCAAUCUUGGUCAGCUGGACGUGGACCAGUUAAAGAUAACUAUAACAUCAGUGAAAAUCCUCAGUUCCUUUUAGACGUUCAAAAUGCCAAAUCAGGAGCUGUUUGGAUAUUAUUAACGAGACAUAUCACUGAACUGGAAGAUUUCAAAGAUAACAGAGAAUACAUUACCGUAAUGGUGUAUAAAAAUGAUGGGAAAAAAGUAUAUUAUCCAAAUGAUCCAGAACCAUUCAUUACUGGAAUAAGAAUCAACAGUCCGCAUUAUCUCUGUAAGAUAGUACUCGGUGAAAAUAGUCCUAGAUUCUUCACUUUGGUGGUUUCACAAUACGAAAAAAUGAACACCAUCUAUUAUACUCUUCGUGUUUAUUCAACUUGCCCUUUUGUACUUGAUAAAUUUCCAAAUUAUUAUAAAUAUGAACAAAAAAUAAAAGACGGCCAAUGGGCAGGAAUAUCGGCUGGUGGAUGUAGAAAUCAUCCUGCGACAUACGAUAACAAUCCCAUCUACCAAGUGGAUUUGAGUUCUAAUCACGAUAAUAAUUAUCUCAUAUUCGAUUUGAAGGGACCAAAACAAUAUCAGCUUGGUUUAGAGGUGUCAAUCGUUAAACUAUACGAUGAAAACGCUACAGCGAAAUUCAAACGGGUUUCAUCCGGAGAUUAUAGGCCUGGUUUCGUUGUACUCGAGGUGAAGGAAGCUCAACCUGGUCUAUAUAAUGUAAUUCCAUCAACGUAUCUGCCUCAACAAGAAGGACCAUUCAUAUUAACUGUGAAGUCUUCUAGUCCUGUUACUAUAUCGAGGAUGAAAUAAAGAAAUCUAUUAGCUUAACGAUCUCAUUAACAAAAAAAAAAAAAAAAACUGCAUUAAUAUUAUGUAUUUUCAAA